AUGUAUAAGUGGGAAGAUGUGCGCUCCCUUUCUAAAUCCAUCCCGGCCGAACUUCGAAGGCUAAACUCUUUACACGCCCGUGCUCAGCUUGACAACAAAGGUAAUCGUGAGACCUGGCAAGCCCUCAUGCGGAUUUCUGGCAUCAAAUCCUCACACCGCUCACCUGCUGCGGCGGACAUAGGUGGUCUGAAUCAGAGUUUCAUCAACGGUGGAACCGCUCUCACUGCUCUGUCUGAUGGAUACGAAACAAACACCACUGAUACCGUCUUCAGCGUUGCACCUGUCGAUAUUUAUCAAGAGUUGGCUCAAUUAAAUCCUCACAAGUCCUGCGGCCCCGACGGAGUCUCACUCGCUGUCCUGAAAGAAUGUGCUGCCUUCCUGUACUGA
This is a messenger RNA of Echinostoma caproni, 387 nucleotides long. NCBI's taxonomy places the organism in Eukaryota, Metazoa, Platyhelminthes, Trematoda, Plagiorchiida, Echinostomatidae. The record is from the annotation of a GenBank genome assembly.